Messenger RNA from Cyphellophora europaea CBS 101466, 1695 nucleotides. RefSeq lists its product as uncharacterized. The coding region runs from base 1 to 1695 and encodes 564 amino acids. Gene Ontology annotation, biological process: regulation of fungal-type cell wall biogenesis; cell wall biogenesis. The transcript has 2 exons. Lineage: Eukaryota; Fungi; Ascomycota; Eurotiomycetes; Chaetothyriales; Cyphellophoraceae. The record is from RefSeq and is a predicted model, not a curated record. Gene Ontology annotation, cellular component: mating projection tip.
AUGGCAGCAAACAGCUUUGCUACUGCCUUCCGCUCGUUCUGGCAUACUAUGACCUCUAAUGACCGACACGCCAGCCAUGACUCUCCCUAUCGGACAGGCUCACAUAUGCCCGUGAGCCAGAGUCGGCACGCUCCCCUGACGUCAAUUGCCACUGCUGCCACCGAUUCCCAGCACGACCUGACCGAUCAUGGUGACGCGAAACGCCCAUCCAUUUCUUCCACACAAAUUGCAAUGCCCUCUCCAAACAGACCUUAUUCCCCCGGUAUGCGCUCAGUAUCUUCGCCGAAAGUUCCUCAGACCGAAGAAACCCCUGUGUCCCCAGGUGAAAUUCAAAUGCAGAGCUUCGCCGACGGCGCUCCGCCGCCGCCUCCACCCUCACAUUCCUGGAAGAAGAUAGAUCGGUGGGCCGAGAAGAAUUACGAGGAGCUUUUCGAUAAUCUUUGCGAAGGCUGCACCCAGAACGAUAUCAAUGAGCUCGAGCACGAGUUGGACAUGACACUUCCUCAAGAUGUCAGGGAAUCCCUUGGUAUUCACGAUGGGCAGGAGCGUGGUGGUCGACCCAGUGGGAUCAUUUUUGGGUGCAUGCUUCUUGACUGCGAGGAAAUUGUCCAGGAAUGGAACAACUGGAAAACCGUCAACGAAGAAUAUCUCUCCGGUGCCAAAAAGCCUGUUCCUCAUUAUCCUCUCAAGAGCCUGAACACCGCUGCUUCGUCAUCAAGUUCGUCGUCAACUCCGCCUGGCAAUAAGCUCUGGAGGCAAGAUUUGAUCGACAGGCAAGACUCACAGCCACCCAAAGCAAUUCAGAAAGCAUAUGCACACCCUAGCUGGAUCCCUUUAGCACGCGAUUGGGGCGGCAACAACAUCGCCGUCGACCUUGCGCCAGGACCGCUGGGCAAAUGGGGUCAGAUCAUCCUCUUCGGCCGCGAUUACGACACCAAGUACGUUAUUGCGCGAUCGUGGUCUCAUUUCCUGGCGAUCGUCGCGGACGAUAUGUCCAGCGAUCGGGUCUUCGUAGACGAGGACAGCGGAGAGAUGAAGCUGAGAGAGUUCAAAACCGAAACCGUGGAGCCGCCUUACAUGGACAUUCUGCGAUGGCGGUGCGAUCAGAAGUACGGUCGGAAGGCCAAUAAUCGAAACAGCCGGGCAUACGGACUCAACACCAAUGUCAAGCCUGUUAAUAGCAGAGGCUCACCGUACGGCAGCCCCGUCCCCGGCGAAAAUGAUGACCGCGGGAGAUCACCUCAACGAUUCUCCCGUGCGGGUACUGGUAGCCCCAGACCCACGGUUGGAAGCCCUCUUGCGCGCGUUCAGGAGGAAUCUUCUCAGCCUCUUUCCGUAAGGACUGGUGGUGAUGUUGUCAGGGACUUUGCUGUUCCAGAGUCUGACUCUUCGCAGAGUAAUAGUACGGCAAACCAGAAGCCUGAGAAGCUUGUCGAUGCCCCAACACCUUCACCCCUCGACACAUCGCAGCAGAUGACAAUGCCUCCCAAGAAGGAGAAGCUGGUUGAUGUCCCUACCCCCACAACCGCGAAAAGCGAAGGCAAGAGGGACUUUCCAUCCUCAAAACUGAGCCGAGUCUCAACUGAGGACGAUAACAAGGAGAACAAUAAAAGUCCAGUUACUGAUAAGGUCGGAGACGUCAAGGGCCUAGGGGUCGAUACGGUCGAGGACGAGAUGAAGAACGUCGCCAUUUGA